This is a messenger RNA of Pyrus x bretschneideri (Chinese white pear), 1040 nucleotides long. Its product is annotated as putative vesicle-associated membrane protein 726. Gene Ontology annotation, biological process: vesicle-mediated transport. Bases 121 to 780 code for a protein of 219 amino acids. Gene Ontology annotation, cellular component: membrane. NCBI's taxonomy places the organism in Eukaryota, Viridiplantae, Streptophyta, Magnoliopsida, Rosales, Rosaceae. The record is from RefSeq and is a predicted model, not a curated record. The transcript is spliced from 5 exons.
AACAAAAUUAACCCUCAGAACCUCCGCCCUCUCUCUCUCUCUCUCUCUCUCUCUCUCUCUAAUCCGCAACCGAAACCUCCACUCUCUCUAUCCUAGGUUUAGGGUUCGGGGAUCGAAUCGAUGGGGCAGCAGUCGUUGAUCUACAGCUUCGUGGCGCGCGGCACGGUGGUCCUCGCAGAGUACACGGAAUUCACCGGAAACUUCACCAGCAUAGCCUCCCAGUGCCUCCAGAAACUUCCGGCCACCAACAACAAGUUCACCUACAACUGCGACGGCCACACCUUCAACUACCUCGUCGAUAAUGGCUUCACAUAUUGUGUAGUCGCAGUUGAGGCGGUUGGUCGACAAGUUCCUAUUGCCUUCCUUGAGCGGAUCAAGGAGGAUUUUACCGGUAGAUAUGGUGGGGGAAAAGCUGCAACAGCAGUUGCAAAUAGCCUGAACAAGGAAUUUGGGUCCAAACUGAAGGAGCACAUGCAAUACUGUGUGGAUCAUCCCGAAGAGAUCAGCAAGCUUGCAAAAGUGAAAGCUCAGGUUUCCGAAGUCAAAGGAGUUAUGAUGGAAAAUAUUGAGAAGGUUCUUGAUCGUGGGGAGAAGAUUGAACUUCUGGUGGAUAAAACAGAGAACCUCCGCUCACAGGCACAAGAUUUCAGGCAGCAGGGGACCCAGAUGAGGAGGAAGAUGUGGUUGCAGAACAUGAAGGUCAAGCUGAUAGUUUUGGGAAUCUUAAUCGCAUUGAUUCUCAUCAUCGUUCUAUCCGUGUGCAAUGGCUUCAAAUGCUGAUGUGUCCAGACUCUUACUGCAGACUGGAUGACGUUCGUUCCUCGCGCAGAUUUCUGGUCUACGUAUAAUUAUUUUUGGCAAAUCCUACUUUCUGCAAUAUUUUGUAUUGUAAGACCGUUUGUAUAGCUUGUAUUCGCGAAUUCUUUCUAUAAUAGGCCCGCUCGGAAGUGUGAAUUGCUCUUUGAUUCCUUUUGUUCCGUGGAACUUAUGUUGUAGCACUUUGUGACUGAUUUGGCAAAACAACUGUGAGUGUUUCUAGA